UCAACUGCUCAGUUCAGAGAAACAGAAACUGAAGUAUUGUUGAGCUGUUGUCUGUUGUGUCUCUGUAUUUAUGCAGUAAAAUGGCAGAAGCCAGGAUUUCAGUGGAUCAGAAUGCAUUCACAUGUCCAGUGUGUCUGGAUCUCCUGAAGGAUCCAGUGGCCAUUCCCUGUGGACACAGUUACUGUAAGAGCUGUAUUACAGGCUGCUGGGAUCAGGAGGAUGAGAAGAGAGUCUACAGCUGUCCUCAGUGCAGACAGACCUUCAGUCCAAGACCUGCUUUAGGUAAAAACACCAUUCUGGCUGAAAUGGUGGAGAAACUGAAGAAGACUAAACUUCCUGCUGACUGUUACGCUGGAGCUGGAGACGUGCAGUGUGACGUAUGUACUGGAAGAAAACACAAAGCCGUCAAGUCCUGUCUGGUGUGUCAGGAAUCUUACUGUCAAACUCAUUUUGACCGUCAUGAGGAAUAUCACUCUCGUAAACCACACAAAGUGAUUGAUGCCACUGGACGACUGCAGGACAUGAUCUGCCGUAAACAUGAUAAAGAGCUAGAAAUGUUCUGUAUCACUGAUCAACAAUGCAUCUGUGUGCGGUGUAAGGAGUAUGAACAUAAAGACCACAACAUUGUAUCAACUGCAGCACAGAGGACAGAGAAACAGAAACAGCUGAAGGAGACGCAGAUAAAGAUCCAUCAGAGAAUCCAGCAGAGACAGAAAGAUCUUCAGCAGCUGAGAGAGGCUGUGGAGUCUCAUAAGCGCUCUGCACAGACAGCAGUGGAGGACAGUGAGAGGAUCUUUACUGAGCUCAUCCGCUCCAUUGAGAGAAGCCGCUCUGAGGUCACACAGCGGAUCAGAGAUCAGGAAAAGGCUGCAGUGAGUCGAGCUAAAGGACGACUGGAGCGACUGGAGCAGGAGAUCAAUGAUCUGAGGAGGAGAGACGCUGAGCUGGAGCAGCUUUCACACACACAUGAUCACAUCCAUUUCCUGCAGAGUUUCCAGUCUCUCUCAGCACCUCCUGAAUCUACAGACAAACCUGACGAUCCCUUCAGUUCUCUCUUCUCUUUUGAUGGCAUGAGAGAAUCUGUCCGUCAGCUGAGAGACAAACUGGAGGAUUUCUGUAAAGAGGAGAUCCAGAAGAUCUCUGAAAGAGUCACUUUCACCAACAUGAAUCUCAAGACCAGGAACGACUUCCUACAGUAUUCCCAUCAGCUCACUCUGGAUCUGAACACAGUGAAUGAAUACCUCCGUCUGUCUAAGAGGAACAGAUUUAUAACUGACACUGACACAGUCCAGCCGUAUCCUGAUCAUCCAGACAGAUUUGAUGUGUAUCGUCAGGUGUUGUGUAGAGAGAGUGUGUGUGGACGCUGUUACUGGGAGAUUAAGUGGAGUGGGACUGUGGAUAUAUUAGUGUCAUAUAAGAGCAUCAGGAGGAAGGGAGGGGGUAUUGAGUGUAUGUUUGGAUUUAAUGAUCAGUCCUGGAGUUUAGACUGCUCUUCCUCCAGAUUCUCAUUCAGACACAAUGACAUAAAGACUGUUCUCCCUGUAAAGUCCAUCAGCAGUAGAAUAGGAGUGUAUGUGGAUCACAGUGCAGGAACUCUGUCCUUCUACAGCGUCUCUGACACAAUGAGACUCAUCCACACAGUCCAGACCACAUUCACUCAGCCGCUCUAUCCUGGGUUUUGGAUUGGUUUAGGAUCAUCAGUGAAACUGUGUUGAUGUUUCAGAACAGAUUGUAGAGAGAUUUUACCCAUAAUACUUUGAGCUGCAUGAGAAAUCAGUAACAGUGAGAUGAUACAGAGUCUCUUAUUUCUCUUCAAUGCAUUAAUACAGCUGAAGUUUGUACAGUAUAAAAACCAUUACGCCUAUGGAAUGUCCUCACUAAGAUAGCAAAACAAACCUGUGUGAGUGACGAUGUGUAUUUGUCUUUUUUUCAAGUUGUACUUGUGUUGAUGGAAAUCACAUUCAUUUAGUUUUUAUUGUAGUGACACGUAAAUACAUAACUCAUUUUUAUUAUUACUAUCAAAAGCACCUUUCAGUUAAAUGAUCAAACACAGGGUUCAUUACAAAAUGAACAGAUUGAGGAUAGUGUGGUUUUGAAUAUUGAAAUAUCAGAAACAUUUGUGAACAAUGUAAAGAGUGAAGAUGUGAAAAAUAAUAUUAGUAGUGGAGAAAAUAGUGUUGGGAAAAAAAUCACAGUUAACAUGAAUUCUUUAGAAGAAAUUAAUGACUUUCUUGACUCAGUGUUUAGUAAUGUUGUUGAUGUAAAAUAGUACUUUCCGGAUAUGAAGAAAUUUAAAUUGGUGUUUUUGUUGCAAAAAAAAAAAAAAAAAAUUCCAGCUGAAAAAGAUGCUAAUAAAAUUAAGGAAAAGUAAAGUGCUAGCUUCAUGAAAAUAGCUUCAAUGUCAUUAUUUUAUGUCUUCUUGCUGAUAUUUAUAUGGGUGUGUUUAGAGUCGGAUCUUCAUGAGAACAUUAAACCUGUGUAAAAUGAGGGCAUUUUGUUUUGUGUAGAGUUUUGCAGAAAUCAUUAAGAAAAUUGGAAUAUAUGUGAAAACAGGUGAAAUAAAUUAAACGUUUUGAGAAA
This is a messenger RNA of Ctenopharyngodon idella (grass carp), 2580 nucleotides long. RefSeq names its product tripartite motif-containing protein 16-like. Gene Ontology annotation, molecular function: zinc ion binding; protein binding. The record is from RefSeq and is a predicted model, not a curated record. NCBI's taxonomy places the organism in Eukaryota, Metazoa, Chordata, Actinopteri, Cypriniformes, Xenocyprididae. The transcript is spliced from 6 exons. Bases 81 to 1715 code for a protein of 544 amino acids.